Molecule: messenger RNA, 938 nt
Organism: Portunus trituberculatus (swimming crab)
Lineage: Eukaryota; Metazoa; Arthropoda; Malacostraca; Decapoda; Portunidae
Product: protein virilizer-like
Exons: 7
Coding region: 78-938 (286 amino acids)
Cellular component (GO): RNA N6-methyladenosine methyltransferase complex
Molecular function (GO): RNA binding
Source: RefSeq, a predicted model, not a curated record
UUCUGAAUAGUGCUGAAAGAACGACAGACUGGUGACCCCCGUUUUCUUUGCAGGCAGAAGGAUGCGAGGAGGAACUGAUGGAGACUCUGUAUGAAGAUAUCAACCAGCUAAUCUUGGUCUUGGAGAACGCCGGAACGCAGAACGCUGAUGCCAAGGAGUUGAGUGAGCCAGCUGGGCCAGAUGGUGAGGGGCUGGUGGCUCUGUUCAGUGGAAGGGUUGUGUGGACCAGCCUUCCCUCGCCCUCCCAAGAUGACAUUCCUGCUUAUUGGGUCAGCUCUCCACCCCACCAGGAGCCAGACCACUCGGAAAUGGUAUCAACAAACCUGCUGGAGAUCUGCCUUCAGUAUGCUGGUGACUAUGACCUGGUGGGGAGCCUACACAAGCUGGUGAAGGGGCAGGGGGCGCAGGCACUCACCCCUCAGAAGCUGGCAGGGAAGGGGCCACCCAGAUACAAGCACAGUGCCGGGGCCAUCAGGGCAGACAAGCGUGGCAGGCCCUUUGUUGCCCCAAUGCGUGGUCGUCCCUUCACCCGCGGCAUGAACCUUCGCAGCGACCCCUUCCGCAGCCGGCCCCCCAACACCUCCCGGCCUCCCUCCCUGCAUGUGGACGACUUUGUGGCCCUGGAGAGCACCGGCCACCAACCCACAGGACCCACGGGUUACAACAAGAUCUCCUUCGGCAGGGUGUGUGCCCUUGGUGUGGAGGUGGACUCGUGGCUGACCACUUCCUCCACCUACUCCAACACAGCAAGCCCUCAAAACACUCGAAAAGCUACCACCACUAUUCCUCCCAUCUUUCCUGACUCCCACACCAACACAGAGACAGCUACCCACCUUGUGAUGUGGAGAACUGGUGAGAGAAACCUGGUGAGAUUUACCCAACUCUGGACCACCUCAGCAAGUCACCACCCCUGGACCACACUAAGUCACCACUUCUGA